UCCGCACGUAUAGAACAACUCAUCAGUCCUCUCCCAUUUUCUUCUCCCUUUUGCCUGUGUUCCCUAUGCUCAUCAGCAAGACGCCGUCGAGCCCACCGUCACCGUCCAUAGAGCCCACGCCAUCACCGUCCGUCGAGUCUCUCUCUCUCUCGGCCGAUUUUGGGCUUGGGUUCGGAUGCCGAUUUGAUUUUUCUAUUUCUGAGAUGGGUUUUUGAUUCCCCCCAGUUUUGUGGACAUUGUAAUCCUCAAGGGCUGUUUGUUUGUCCUUUGGGUUUUUGAUUUCCACGUGUUUGUUUGUCUCCCCCCACUGAAGAAGCUCUCAAGAAAUAAGAGACUGGGAGCUCCAGUAAAACGCAUGGAGGCUGAUUGGAGGGAAGAACAAACAAAUCUUUCAGAGCUCCAAAAACCCACAAAAAUUCAAGCAAUUUGUACAGAAACUUUACAUGCUAGGCUGAUUCUAGUCUAUGGGAGUUCAUGUAGUCCGCGAGUAAAAAGAACAAUGCGGCUCUUGGGGUUGUCAAGUGUUUGCAAAGCAAACUUGCUGAAAGGUGCCAUACUGCAAAGCGUGAACCUUACUCGAGUCAUUUCGUCAUUCUCAACUAAUAUCGGUAAGUCUGCUAGAAGAUUACAAUCUUGCACGUAUUAUUCUUCUGCUGCAGCAACUAAUGAUGACACUGAUAAGGGCACUGAAAAAAUGACAUUGGCAAAGAACUUGGCCUGUCUUGUCGAAGAAUCUUCUUGUGUUGAUGAGAGAAAGCCCAGGAGUAGAAUGGGGCUGAAGAGGUCUUUUGAACUCCACAUAAAGAAGAGGGUGAAGGAGCAAUACAUGAAUGGGAAGUUUCAAAACCUAAUGGAAAAAGUGAUUGCCAAUCCAGACACUCUUCAGGAUGCUUACAAUUGUAUAAGGCUAAAUUCAAAUGUAGAUAUAUCAUUAAAUAAUGACAGAGCCUCUUUUGAAACCACGGCUGAAGAGCUUUGUAGUGGGAGUUUUGAUGUCAAUGCCAAUACUUUCUCUGUCUCAACAAAGGGUGCAAGGAAAGAAACCCUUGUCCUUCCCAAUAUUAAGUUGAAGAUUGUUCAGGAAGCUAUCAGAAUAGUUCUAGAAGUUGUUUACAAGCCCCACUUUUCUAAGAUUUCUCAUGGUUGUCGGAGUGGAAGAGGACACUCAACGGCAUUGAAGUACAUCAACAAAGAGAUCUCUAACCCUGAUUGGUGGUUUACCUUUCACAUAAAUAGAAAGCUCGAUGCUUGUGUCCUAGCUAAAAUCAUUUCAACAAUGGAGGACAAGAUAGACGAUCCCAUGUUUUACGAUAUCAUUCGCAACAUGUUUGAUGCUCAGGUACUCAAUCUGGAGUUCGGGGGUUUUUCAAAAGGUCAUGGUCUACCACAAGAGGGAGUGUUGUCCCCUAUACUAAUAAAUAUAUAUCUUGACCUCUUUGACCGUGAAUUUUACAGAUUGUCAAUGAAAUAUGAAGCUCUGGAUCCAGGUUUUCUUUCUAAUCAAGAUGGGUCCUAUUCCAAGCUGCGCACUUGGUUUAGGAGACAGCUGAAGGGCAAUGAUCUCAACUGCAAAAGUGAAAAGAAUGUUAGUAUAAGAGUUCAUUCUUGUCGUUUCAUGGAUGAGAUAUUUUGUGCAGUCUCUGGUUCCAAAGAACUUGCUCUCAGUUUUAAGUGUGAGAUUCUAAAUUACUUGCAGAAUUCUUUGCUCUUGGAUGUUGACAAUCAAACAGAAGUAUUACCAUGUGAGGGGCCCCAGGGGAUUCGCUUUCUGGGCUAUUUGGUUAGAAGAAGCAUAAGAGAAAGUCCUGCUAUGAAGGCUGUUCACAAGUUAAAGGAAAAGGUUAAUUUGUUUGCUUUACAAAAACAAGAGGCGUGGAAUGCCGGGACUAUUAGAAUUGGCAAGAAAUGUCUGGGUCAUGGUUUGAAGAAGGUUAAAGAGUCUGAAAUCAAGCAUUUAGCUGAUUGUAACUCUAUUUUGAGCCAAAUUUCCCGUUUCCGUAAAGCUGGGAUGGAAACUGAUCAUUGGUACAAGCUCUUACUAAAGAUAUGGAUGCAAGAUGUUAAAGCCAAAACAGCAAAGAGUGAGGAAAUUAUCCUUUCUAAGUAUGUUGCAGAACCAUCCCUUCCCCAAGAACUGAUGGACUCCUUUUAUGAAUUUCAGAGGCGUGCAGAAGAAUAUGUUUCUUCUGAGACAGCUUCUACUCUUGCUCUUUUGACAAAUUUGAACUCCUCUAGCAAAUCUGACUCCAUCACUGAGAUUAUUGCUCCUGUUGAUGCCAUAAAAAAGAGGCUUUUACGAUAUGGAUUGGCCACCUAUGAAGGGCACCCUCGUACAACUUCUCUGCUUGUUUUACAAGAUAAGGACCAGAUUAUCAACUGGUUUUCUGGUCUUGUCCGCCGUUGGCUUAGAUGGUGUAGUCAGUGCGAUAAUUUUAGUGAUGUAAAGCUCUUAAUUUCUGAUCAAGUUAGGAAAUCUUGCAUUCGUACUCUAGCAGCGAAGUACCGGAUACAUGAAAACGAGAUAGAAAAACGGUUUGACUCACAAUUGAGCAGGAUUCCUUCUACUCAAGAAAUAGAGCAAGAGAUGGAAAAUGAGACAUCAGAUACCCAAGCUUUUGAUAAUGAUGAGGCUUUGAUGUAUGGGAUAUCUUAUAGUGGCUUGUGUUUACUUUCUCUAGCAAGAGUGGUGACCCAGUCACGGCCUUGCAAUUGUUUUGUUAUGGGGUGCCCUUCUCCAGCACCAGAUGUUUAUACUCUUCAUGUGAUGGAAAGGCAGAAGUUCCCAGGCUGGAAGACAGGGUUCUCAAGUUGUAUUCAUCCUAGCUUGAAUAAAAGACGGAUCGGGUUGUGUAAGCAACAUUUAAAAGAUUUGUAUCUUGGUCAUAUAUCACUUCAGUCCAUUGAUUUUGGUGCCUGGAAAUGAGUGCUUUUAGUGAAUUCAGAAUAUUGUCAAGCAGCCGGUGCCUGGACUGUUGAUCUCUCGAUAACUUAGCAACAGAAGAAGCAGUCCCAGAGGGUUCAAGAUGACAAGGGACUCUGCUGGUGUGCCAGUUUGGAAUUGUCAGCAUGGGAACAUCAGAUGUUUGACUUGCUACAUGAGGAGAAUGCGUUAAAUUUGUAAAGAAGUCACCUUCUUAGGUGUUUUAGCAGAACAGCGAUGUGAAGCGAAUGAAGUCAUGAUAUAUACUCCUUUUGGCAUCAAGGUUUGGAGCAGAUAGCAUGCCAUUUUUCCUCCAUUAUCUGUUGGGGAAGGGACAACAAGGCAAGUCUGCCAAGCCCCCUGUGUUGAUGACUUUGAGCUUUUGAAGGAUAAAAGCAGACAUUGGGAAUGAUAUAACAGAGAGGGCAGUGCCACGGGUGUAAAUAGCCUUUUCUUGUGUUCCUUCUUUUUUUCGCAUGCGCAAAAUGAAGGAGAAAGAACUGUCAAUGUUGAAGUGCGAGAGUGGAGCACCAACAGCAACGGUCAUGAGACUCAUGACCUUUUCAGUGAGCCAGAUAACUUUAUUGCCCAUCUAUAUUCCAACCGUUCUUUUGACAGUAAUCUGUAUUGUAUUGCGAACUAUUGUAUUGAGUCUGGAACUCCAGUGGUUUUUUGCCUAACACUAGCAGAAUUAAAACUAAGGUAUUAGUAAUAACAGUAAGACUAGUUGGAUUGAUUA
Molecule: messenger RNA, 3659 nt
Organism: Alnus glutinosa
Lineage: Eukaryota; Viridiplantae; Streptophyta; Magnoliopsida; Fagales; Betulaceae
Product: nuclear intron maturase 4, mitochondrial
Exons: 4
Coding region: 356-2923 (855 amino acids)
Biological process (GO): mRNA processing
Source: RefSeq, a predicted model, not a curated record